Messenger RNA from Lepus europaeus (European hare), 936 nucleotides. RefSeq names its product olfactory receptor 4F21-like. The transcript has a single exon. Gene Ontology annotation, molecular function: G protein-coupled receptor activity; olfactory receptor activity. The record is from RefSeq and is a predicted model, not a curated record. NCBI's taxonomy places the organism in Eukaryota, Metazoa, Chordata, Mammalia, Lagomorpha, Leporidae. Gene Ontology annotation, cellular component: membrane. Gene Ontology annotation, biological process: G protein-coupled receptor signaling pathway. Bases 1 to 936 code for a protein of 311 amino acids.
AUGGACAGCCUGAAUGACUCUGUGGUCUCUGAGUUUGUGUUGCUGGGACUCUCCACUUCUUGGGAAACUAAGGUUUUUCUCACGUUGACAUUCUCCUUGCUCUACAUAGGAAUCAUCCUGGGAAAUCUCUUCAUUGUCUUCUUGGUCAUUGCUGAUUCUCACUUGCAUUCUCCUAUGUACUUCCUGCUGGCCAACCUGUCCCUAAAUGAUGUUGGGGUUUCCUCUACCACGGUUCCUAAGAUGAUCUCAGACCUUUUAAGUGAAUAUAAAGCAAUCUCCUUCCAAAGCUGUAUGACACAGAUAUGCUUCAUCCACAUCAUGGGAGGAGUGGAAAUGGUGCUGCUCAUAGCCAUGGCGUUUGACAGGUACAUUGCAAUCUGUAAGCCUCUUCACUAUCUGAACAUCAUGAGCCCUAAAAGAUGUGUUUUAUUUGUAGUCAUUGGCUGGGUAACUGGAGUUGUCCAUGCGAUGUCUCAAUUUGCUUUUGUGAUUAACUUGCCUUUCUGUGGGCCCAAUAAAAUAGACAGCUUUUACUGUGACUUUCCUAGGAUAAUUAAACUUGCAUGUACAGAUGGGGCCAAGUUUGAGUUUGUUGUUGCUGCCAACAGUGGCUUUAUGAGCAUGGGCACCUUCUUCCUGCUAAUCCUUUCCUACGUCUUCAUUUUGGCCACCGUCUGGAAACGUUCUGCAGGGGACUUAUCCAAGGCACUCGUCACGUUGUCAGCUCACAUCACGGUGGUCGUACUUUUCUUCACUCCGUGCAUGUUUCUGUAUGUGUGGCCUUUCCCCACGUCAUCAGUAGACAAAUACCUGUUCAUUGCUGACUUUGCUAUCACCCCCGCCUUGAAUCCUAUCAUAUAUACACUAAGGAACAAAGAAAUAAGAAUAGCAAUGCAAAGACUGAGGAAAUGGAGACAUUCUGACAGAUUUUCCUGA